GUAUUUCUCAUAGUCCGUCCAACAUACUCUUGCCGCAAUGUAAGCACGAGGCAACGACUGCUGACCCGUCAUAUUGAUCGACCUGGAUCCGCACUUCGCCUCUAUCCGAUUGCGCGAUUCGGGUGGCGCUUCACAGACUGCGCCGCGACGCCUCGCGACGCUUAAACACGCUAGCGUAGUCGUAACCACUGCACUUGUUUUUACACCGCAUCGUCCUUCUUUACAUGGAAUCGUCCUCCGCCAUGCUGGUGUUGCAGUGAUCACAUAAAUCAACAAGAGUACGCAUAUUUAUCGACGACAGUGACGGGUGGAUCUGCUCGAAGGGAACCAGACCUUGGAAAUUAGUGUUCCUCUAAUCUUCGCCGAGUUUCCGGUUUCAUUGAACGAUUGUAUAUUCCAGAUCUUCUUCCCACGAAUUGUAAUUUUUGCCCUCCUCGGAUUCAUCGCGGUGACAUAAAGCGUUGCUCGAAUGUGGCUGACAGGAAGAUGAAACCGCGACAUUGUGACGGAAGACACGAUCCAAGCUGGGACGAUCGUCCGUGCUCAUAGCAGUCCGUCAAUUCCACAAAUUCGAAAUUCAUAUAAUUCAGAAUUUCUGAGAAUUCCUCUUAACCCCUUCGAAAACUUAUCUUUUACACGGUUACAAAGGACCAAAAAAAUCUUCGAUCGACGUAUUAUAACGAAGUCGAUCGCCUGACAGGCGAAUGCAACUCCUUGAAUUGUAUCGAAAACGAAUUCUAUCGUGGGGGUAAGAUCGUGACACGGCAUGAAGUUGUACAGGAAAUAAGUGGGAAACUGUCGUACUGGAAACAUGUUGCCGAAUUACUUGAUAGGGGCGGCAAUUGUACUUGCGGUUGCCACCGUCUGUCGCGCGGAGUGCCAGACUCGUUCUAUUUAUUGCUACGAAUGCGACUCGUGGACGGAUCUGAGAUGCAAGGAUCCCUUCAAUUACACCGCACUUCCGAGGGAUCAACCGCCUCUUAUGACUUGCAAUGGAUGUUGCGUGAAAAUGGUUCGCAACGCAAAGUCACCGUAUGAGAGCGUGAGGCGGACCUGCACUUCGCAGCUACAGAUAAACUUAUUCAUGGUGGAUCACGUGUGCAUGAUGGAAAGUACCGGCACUGGUCACAUGUGCUUCUGUGAGGAGGAUAUGUGCAAUCGUGUCUCCUCGACCUCGUGUUCGAAUCCCGCACUCCUGCUGAUCCUGUCGACCAUCCUUGUACUACGCUCGGUCAUCUUAGGGGCCCCAGCUUGCUUUGUAGAACGUUGCAAUGGUCACGUCGUAUAACACCAAUUUAACUCGAUUCACCCGCCAGUGAUUCCGAUCAUAUCCUCCGUAGAAUUUUAGUUUUAGCCGGCGACUAAAAAUUCUGCUCGGGACGAGCGAUAGAUGUCCCUUUUCACAUUCCUCGUCGUACAAACGAACGUUCGUCUACACGUGUUUCUUUUUUUUUGUAGAAAGGAAGAAGAUCCUGUCGAUUCGUGCAAUUUGAUUGAACAAUGAUUCGUUGACUUCGUUGAUUUAAGGAUUCUCUUCUUUUUUUUCUUCUUUUUCCUUUUCUCUUCGAAGAUUAUUCGCAUCGCUCGCCCCGAACUUCGAUGUAAACAGUAGCGAAAAAUCUUGACCGUGUUUUUGUAUAGAUCAAUCAUUCGUCGUUGUUCUCUCUGUCAUUGUCACGAUUUUACGCCUCCACUCUUUUUUUUUUUCCAUUCACUUGCCUCCUUCCAAUUUUUAACGAGUAGAGAAAAAGUAUUCGGUGAACGAGUAUACGAAAUUAUAGUGUUUUUUAGUAUCGUCGAAAGAUUGAAAUUAUCGAGAUAACGAUAUAUAAAUUAUCACGAAUGAUUUUUUUAAAUUCAUUCACGGUAGAAUGAAACAAAGAUAGAGUGAAAUUCUAACUGCCAAGAAGAAAAUCGUGCAUUAUAGAGCCGCGUAAAAAAAGAAAAAAAAGAAAAAAAUUCUCACGCGUUCUUUAAAUCGUGAUGCAUUUUCCCCGCGAUGAUUUAUUGAUUAUGAAUUAUUUCUCGACGAAGGUUUGCUGCAUGCCCAUUUAAGUAUAAUUAUUUACCUUCUACUAUUCGUUGAUUGUUCUUAUCCCUCAAGCGAAUCUAUGCAUCUUAGAUUAGAAUUAAAAACUUUUCCCCCCUUUCUUCACUCCCUCAAUUCAUUUGUUCUUAAAAGUUUCGAACAUCUCGUUUCCUAUGUUAGAUCACAACAAACAUCUUGACGAUCGAAUCGAGCUGCUCCUGAUAUGCGAUAAAAAUAGUUAUAGUUCGUCGUAAUGUCGUGAUAUUUUUGGAAUGUUUUUCAUUUCAAAGUUCUCACUGGCUUGCCGCUCAAUGUAUCUGUUUCCAUGUAUCGUCACUUUCGACCGAGAGAAUGUGAAGAAAAAAAAAAAGAGAAAGAAAAGAUACAGUAGGUACAGUGUUUGCAGCGUUGUUCGAUCAUUGCAAGAUCAUAGGAUUUUAAUGUGUAUAUCAAAUAGCUAUAUUUAUCUCACACGUUUUACCGCUUCCCCAUUGUGCGCACACCUUGCACUGGGAAUGAUGGACUUUCUCCAGGCAGAGUUGUUCAAGUGGCGAAGAAUGAAACGAAUUGUGACGCGGAGGAAAAGAAACAGAUGAACGUCCGUAUUUGCGAAUAGAUGUCGACGAUGUUGGAGAAUAUUAACUUACUUAAUCGAGUCGAUAUUGUCUCGAGAAUAUUAAUAGCUCUGGAAGAGAGGAUUUCACAUCGCGUUUGAUAUCGAAGGGAUAGCGUUAUUGUCUGUUUCAAAAAUUUAAAAGGAAGAAAAGAAAUGUUUAUUCAAAUUUUGAUAAGAGGACGAACAGAAAAAUUGGAAAUUCUUUUUAUACAAGAUUUCAAUUCUAGAUGAUGCUAGUUUCUCUUUUAAACAGCUUCAAUCAUUCAUUCAAAAUUUCUGUCACGAUAGUACAAUUACGAUCAACAUUUUCGACGACUCUCUGUUUCUUAUCGUCACGUGUCAUAAUAAUUCUUGCAUUAAGGUUCUUCGUCGCUGAUUGCCCCCUUUAUAUGUUUAUCCAUUUGCCAUUUUUUUUACGAGACAUUGAUGUUUUGAGCGCCGUGCAUAAAAAAUUAGCGAAACCGGAAUGGAGCUUAUAAGUAGAUCACCACGACCUGGCCGCAUGCCCAUCUGAGAACAACAUCGUGUGAAAAACAACGAUUGGAGCAGGCGAGGAUCGACACCAGCAGAUUUUGUUCUACGUUUUCCCAGUUGUUGGAAUCGAGCGCGUGCACCUUUCUCGAUCAAUAUCAUAUUAUUAUUUGUUACGUUAUCAAGUUUCGAUUCUGUUAUUGCAAACUGUUUCAACUAUUCGAAUAUUUUUCAUCUUCAAUAAGUAUUGCAAUCGUUACAUUUAAUUCUUAUUUCGAUAUCUUAAAAUUUCAACAAAGGAUCGAUAUAUUUUAAUUUCAUAAAGAGAUCGAGAUUGAUUAAUAAUUGACUCCAGAUCAAGUGUUUUAAUUCAGUACCAAAGAAUCGAUCGUGGAAGGGUUCAAGCGCACGGUUCGACACGGUAGUAUUAGUGAGUUGUUCAACUACAUAUCUAACAGAAGCGUGUAUCCAACACACGUGGAAGGAAGAGAAGUUCGAGCAUGGAACUGUAGCACUUUUCAGUAACAGUGUGGUUUGAAAGUCACGGCAGAGGAAACGUAAACGACAACCCCUCUCCCCAUGGACGGGAAACCUUUGCUCAAUUGAAAUUGCCCAGACCUAUAUCGUCACGCCCCUUAUUUUCCUCUGUCCCGCGACUUUCGCGUCGCAACGCAGUAAACACCUUGCAUGACACUUGCAUGAAUCUGUUAUUAGUGAUUCUGCGAAAAAUCUGGGUAUCCCGUAGUCGUUGCUUCCAAACAGGAAACAGACAUUUCCAAAUUCUCUUCGAGCUCUCUUUCAUUUUCGAGAAAACGAUCUUCGUUGGAAAAUUAACGAACCGAUAUAUAUAUUAUAUAUAUAUGUCGAACAUCAGAUAUAUCAAAUUUCUGUCAGAUUUGAUUUGUCUGUAUCCCCGACGAGGCCCGGCUCCGAAACAGAACAACCCUCUGUAACACAAAAACCUUCCACCCCGACGAAUGCAACGCGAGGCAGAUCGAACCAACAGAAAAAAGCACAACGUGGGCCUUCAGCUUCGAUCGUGCCACGCCAUCAUUUUAAUAAAUAAGCGGAAAUCAGGGGCGGUGCGCUUUCAAGGCUUUCCGGAAGUCGGGUUGUAGCGGGACUCGUGUCGCGCGAUUCCAUUAUUACGCAUCACACGCAGCGAAGAGCUCGAUGGGCGAAAAGAAAGGCGACCAAGGACUCGUUCGAUAUUUUCGAAUCGAGAUCACGCUUCAAGGCCACGCUAAUUGCCCGAGUAGACGAUUACGAUUACAUAUCUUGUUCCAGGAUAUGGCUGGCACGGCCAAGUUGAACGCGCAUGUCCUCACAGAGAGGCUUCCCGUGUGCGAAGCCUCUUGCCAAACAAGCUUCGGUGCUUGCUUGAGUUAAAAGCGAGCUAACCGGUGUUUCUCUGGCAAGCCAUGCGGCUCGUGUCGCGUCAUUUGUUCAUUGUCGCACGCGCGGCUGCGAGGCUAUCUUCUCUAUUCUCUACAAUUUUUUAAUUUCACUUAUGCGUUUCUCUUCUAUCUGUCUGCCCCUUUUUAUUUCCAGUUUGUCAUUGCGCGACCGAUCCACUAGCAUCUUCUAUGGAUUGGAGCGAAUGUGGAAGAUCGAAGAUGAUUGAAUUGAGAAUGUGUAAGAAUCUGGUAAGGGAGGUAUUGGUCGUAGAGAACCGUAUAUUUUUUUCUUUCCUUUCUUCCCCUUCCUUUUCCCAAUCCGAUUUCUUAAUUUGAUUUUCGUCGUUCGAUAAUCAUCAAGAUUAAAAAAAAAAGAAAUGCGAAAGCAUGAUGGGUGGAAAAGAACACGCGACAGGCAGGAGAGGGGAGCAGCAAUGACAACACUGACGUCAGCAUGUAACACGAGUGAAUCUCCAUUUUUAAGUUUGGCCUCGCAGCUGGAAAGUAUCCACGUAACGCUACCGAUACAACUAUAUACUACCAUGCGAAGUAAUGGCGGAUGCGCUGAGCCGAAUCUUAAACAGCUCGAUCGAACUUGAACUGGAUUCUAACUAACCAGAAUUCUAUUUAGACGAAUGAGAAACGUAAAUUUCUCUUCUUUUUUUUUUCGUACAGUUGUUUGUACUUCUAACAAUGAAAAUUUUUUAACAAUGUUUCAGAACGUCAGGCAACAGAGUUCCGUUCACCUCGAUCGAGACUGUUUCAGUUUCAGCAAUGAGAACAAAAAUGACACAAUGGGAUCGAUACAUUUUUUUUACCCGCCUGUUUACACGAAAAGCUAAUAAUCCAAGUGCUUGCAUAAGAAUCGAGGUGAUAUCAUUUUAUUCGGUGUACACACACAAAAUUUGUCUCUGUUCAAAGAUCGAUGUGUUACGAUUGCGCCAGGAUAAGAUGCCAAUCUUAUGUAUCACAUACGCUCUGAAACACUUUUUAUCUCGAUGUUUUUGAUGAUGAACAUUGGCCAUAAAUUGAAUGACGUAUGAUCAAUAUAUAUAUAUUUUACGAUGCAAGUGUCAACAAUCCUCCCUUAUGUCUCCACGUGUAUCGAUGUGUAUCGAUUUUGUGUGAUCGUUGCCCCGAAAUGUUUAUUUUUUUCAAUCACUUGUUGGCUCUUCGUUCAUGUGUCAGUUCAGUUGAUUUUAUUAAAAAAGAUUUGAUAUUA
Molecule: messenger RNA, 5735 nt
Organism: Apis cerana (Asiatic honeybee)
Lineage: Eukaryota; Metazoa; Arthropoda; Insecta; Hymenoptera; Apidae
Gene: qvr
Product: glycosylphosphatidylinositol-anchored protein quiver
Biological process (GO): sleep; positive regulation of voltage-gated potassium channel activity; regulation of synaptic transmission, cholinergic
Source: RefSeq, a predicted model, not a curated record